This is a messenger RNA of Pipistrellus nathusii (Nathusius's pipistrelle), 1848 nucleotides long. NCBI's taxonomy places the organism in Eukaryota, Metazoa, Chordata, Mammalia, Chiroptera, Vespertilionidae. The record is from the annotation of a GenBank genome assembly.
AUGUCGGGGGUCAAGAAGCCGAGGACGGAGAACCAGCACAAAUCUACCAAUGUCAUCUAUCAGGCUCACCACGUGAGCAGGAAUAAGAGAGGGCAGGUAGUUGGAACAAGGGGCGGAUUCCGAGGAUGUACCGUGUGGCUGACAGGUCUCUCCGGGGCUGGGAAGACGACGAUCAGCUUUGCUCUGGAGGAGUACCUGGUCUCCCACGGCAUCCCCUGCUACUCCCUGGACGGGGACAACGUCCGUCACGGCCUUAACAAGAACCUGGGCUUCUCCCCGGGGGACAGGGAGGAAAACAUCCGCCGGAUUGCCGAGGUGGCCAAGCUCUUUGCCGACGCUGGCCUGGUCUGCAUCACCAGCUUCAUUUCUCCUUUCACCAAGGAUCGCGAGAAUGCCCGCAAAAUCCAUGAACUGGCCGGACUGCCCUUCUUUGAAAUAUUUAUAGAUGCGCCUCUAAACAUUUGUGAAAGCCGAGAUGUCAAAGGCCUCUACAAGAAAGCCCGAGCCGGGGAGAUCAAAGGAUUCACGGGCAUCGAUUCUGAUUAUGAGAAACCUGAGACGCCUGAGCUGGUGCUUAAAACUGACUCGUCCUCCGUGAGCGACUGUGUCCAGCAGGUGGUGGAGCUUCUGCAAGAGCAGAGCAUUGUACCCCACACUGUCAUCAAUGGCAUCCAUGAGCUCUUCGUGCCGGAAAACAAACUAGACCAAGUCCGAGCUGAGGCGGAAGCUCUCCCAUCCCUGCCAAUUACCAAGCUGGACCUUCAAUGGGUCCAAGUUCUGAGUGAAGGCUGGGCCGCUCCCCUCAAAGGUUUUAUGCGGGAGAAGGAAUACUUGCAGGUUAUACACUUCGGCACCCUGCUAAAUGAUGGCGUGAUCAACCUGAGCAUUCCCAUCGUGCUGCCCGUGUCUGUGGACGACAAGACGCGGCUGGAAGGCUGCAGCAAGAUUGCCCUCACGCACGGCGGGCGGAGGGUGGCCGUCUUGCAGGACCCCGAAUUCUACGAACAUAGAAAAGAGGAGCGUUGCGCCCGGGUGUGGGGGACCACGUGUGCCAAACAUCCCCAUAUCAAAAUGGUGAUGGAAAGCGGGGAUUGGCUGGUUGGUGGAGACCUUCAGGUGCUGGAGAGAAUAAAGUGGAACGAUGGGCUGGACCAGUACCGCCUGACACCUCUGGAGCUCAAGCAGAAAUGUAGAGAGAUGAAUGCUGAUGCGGUGUUUGCCUUCCAGUUGCGCAAUCCUGUGCACAAUGGCCACGCUCUGUUGAUGCAGGACACCCGCCGCCGCCUCCUCCAGAGAGACUACAAGCACCCGGUCCUCCUGCUCCACCCUCUGGGCGGCUGGACCAAGGAUGACGACGUGCCCCUGGACUGGCGGAUGAAGCAGCACGCCGCUGUGCUCGAGGAAGGGGUCCUGGAUCCCAAGUCAACCAUCGUCGCCAUCUUCCCAUCUCCCAUGCUGUAUGCUGGCCCCACAGAGGUCCAGUGGCACUGCCGGGCCCGGAUGAUUGCGGGGGCCAACUUCUACAUUGUGGGCCGGGACCCUGCAGGAAUGCCCCACCCCGAGACCAAGAAAGACCUGUAUGAACCCACUCACGGGGGCAAGGUACUGAGCAUGGCCCCUGGCCUCACCUCUGUGGAAAUCAUUCCAUUCCGCGUGGCUGCCUACAACAAAGCCAAAAAAGCCAUGGACUUCUAUGAUCCCAAAAGGCACAACGAGUUCGACUUCAUCUCAGGAACCCGCAUGAGGAAGCUGGCCCGGGAAGGAGAGAAUCCCCCAGACGGCUUCAUGGCCCCCAAAGCUUGGAAAGUCCUGACAGAUUAUUACCGGUCCCUGGAGAAGAGCAGCUAA